AUGACUAAUACAUUUUUGUCAACAUCAAAACUACCUGAAAUAGCUGAUAUAUUUGCAUCGUAUGAUCGAACAGAUCAAAAACUUACUCAAGAAGGUAAAGAAGGCGAAGUAUCAAUUGGUUGUACAUUCAUAAUCAAAAAUAUCAAUGGACAUCGUCGAGCAUUAGAUAUAAGUGGUAUAUCUGAAUAUCCAUAUGAAGAGGAAUAUAUAGAAAUGUUUACUUCUCGAUAUUGUGUUCAAUAUAGUAUUCCAUUAUUAUUUUCUAUUCGAUCACUAAGUCAUCAUUUACCUGAACAUUCAACAGCUUUUUCAUUUUUACCAACAAAUAAAUUACCAUCAAAACCAGAUAGAAAAAAAGGUAUAACAGAAAUUCGUGGGCCUUAUUAUGCACCAGUAACACGCACUUAUCUUAAUGAAUUACUUCAAGAUUGGGGAGAAUAUGUUGAUGGAAUCAAAUUUGCUGGUGGUUCAUUUUCAUUAAUGCCUGAAAAACGUUUACGUGAGAUGAUUGAUAUUGCACAUAAACAUCAAUGUUAUGUUAGUACAGGUGGUUAUAUUGAAAGAGUAUUAAGUUCAUCAGCUGGUGAUAAACAAAUUAUAAAACAAUAUUUAAAAACAUGUAAAGAUCUAGGCUUUGAUGUAUUAGAAAUAAGUUCAGGUUUUCUUAGUAUUCCUGCUGAUGAUUGGACAGAACUUGUAAAGUUAGUUAAUUCAUACGGUUUAAAAGCAAAAACAGAAGUUGGUAUACAAUGGGGUGCAGGUGGUGAUGCAUCGAUUAAAGAACUUGAAAAUGCUGGAACUCGAGAUUCGAAAUGGUUAAUUGAUCGUGCCAAAAAAUUUCUGGAUGCUGGAGCUCAUAUGAUAAUGAUUGAAUCUGAAGGUAUUACAGAAAAUGUUAAAUCAUGGAGAACAGAUAUUAUUUCAGCUAUUACAUCUAAUUUACCCCAAGAUAAAAUAAUGUUUGAAGCAGCUGAUCCACAAGUAUUUGCUUAUCAUAUUCAAAAUAAUGGUGCACAUGCCAAUUUAUUUAUUGAUCACAGUCAAAUUGUUCAAUUAGCUUGUCUUAGAAAAGGAAUUUGGGGAACUAAUAAAACAUUUGGAAGAAUUGUUACUUUUCAAAAUUAA
This is a messenger RNA of Rotaria sordida, 1125 nucleotides long. The record is from the annotation of a GenBank genome assembly. NCBI's taxonomy places the organism in Eukaryota, Metazoa, Rotifera, Eurotatoria, Philodinida, Philodinidae.